AUGAGUCGUGCCAGACGUCAAGCUCUGGGUGCCUUCUUUGCAGUCAUUCUUUUGUUGCUGACAUACCGUCGCUACCACCCAACUGAUGGACAAGGACAUAUUACCAAGCCAACAUCAGUCCCGAUAUUCACACAGCAGCAAGAGAGUAACCAAAACUCCAUCGCCGGUCCUCAGUCGCAAUUCCUAUGGAGUCACAUGCCCUUGCGAUACCCCGUCGUCGAGAUCAAGCAAGUUCCCACAGAGUCUCGAAACCUACCAAAGGUUCAAUCAAUCCACUCGGAAACCUCUCACUCGCAGCCUUCGACCCAACAAGCCCGGCGAUUGGUCAUCAAAAAGACGUUUGAACGGUCUUGGAGGUCUUAUCAGUCUCUUGCCUGGGCCGCAGAUGGAAUUGCACCUGUUAGUGGUACUCCCAUAAACGGAGGAGGCUGGAGUUUGAAGCUCCUGGAAACUCUCGAUACCCUUUGGAUUAUGGAAAUGUACGAAGACUUCGAGCUAGCCGUGGCUGCAGUGAUGCAGGUCAAUUUUGAAGUUACUCCUUCACCCGAAAUCAAUACCCAUGACACCAGCAUACGCCUACUUGGGGGCUUGUUGGCCGCGUAUGAUCUCAGUAAUGAUGGAAGAUUACUGACAAAAUGUGUUGAGCUGGGUGAUAUGCUUUACUCUGCGUUUGAUACCCCGAAUCGAAUGCCGAUAAUCCAUUGGGACCUGCACAAGGCUUCUCGGCACGAAGAGCAAUUGGCAGAAGAGAAUAUCCUCACCGCAGAGCUGGGAUCCUUUACCCUUGAAUUCACAAGACUGUCACAGACCACCGGGGACUCGAAGUACUUUGAUGCUGCACAACGAGUCAUGGAGUUACUUGAUCGUCAGCAGGGAUCCACCAAGCUUCCGGGUCUUUGGCCUGUCUUUAUGAACCCCAGAGCAGAGCUUUUUGAGGGCGAUGAAUUCACGCUGGGGGCCGAGGGAAAUUAUUUGUAUAAGAUAUUACCACGAGCCCACGCGUUGACCGGUGGCCAUAUACCGAUUUAUCGCAGAAUGUAUGAGAGGGUUACCUUCGCAGCGGCAGGGCAUAAUCUCUUCCAAGCGAUGAAUCCCAAUUCAGAGCACUUCCUCCUUCCAGGAAGUGUUCGUGUUAUCAUGACACAGAAUGGCAAGCCUCGAACGCAUUCUUUAUCGGAAGUACACCAUCGAUCCUGUUUUACGGGUGGUCUGUUUGCAUUUGGAGGAGCUCUGUUCAACAUCCCAGCCCACAAAAGAAUUGCACACAACUUGGUCGAUGGGUGUAUCUGGGCUCACCAUUCUAUGCUACAUGGAAUUAUGCCAGAGGUCCUAGAAACAGUGCCAUGCGCGUCUCAGAAACAUUGCCCCUGGAACGAGUGGCACUGGAAGCAGGAGGCCUGGAAGAAAGUGAACGGUCUGAAACUCGGGAGUGAUUCGGAUUUCAACAUCGAUACGUUUAUCAAAGAUCAUAAUUUGCCUAAAGGGUUUAUCGGCAUACCGGACGCGACGUCCAAGUUGCGACCGGAUGUUAUUGAGAGCAUGUUUGUUCUUUAUCGCACAACUGGACGCGAAGAUCUUCUCGACAAGGCCUGGGAUUUGUUUCAAUCGUUCAACAAUGCUUCCAAGACGAAUCAUGGCAACGCAGCUGUUAUUGAUGUCACUUGCGAGGGAAGUAAGCCAAUACUCAGUGACACAAUCGAGAAUUUCUGGAUGUCGGAGACACUGAAGUUUUUUUAUCUUAUUUUCAGUUCUUCUGAUCUGAUUAACUUAGACGAAUUUGUUUUCAGCGCCGGGGGUCAUCCUCUGAGGCGACCUAGCUCAUCGGGAUGA
This is a messenger RNA of Penicillium brevicompactum, 1830 nucleotides long. RefSeq names its product glycoside hydrolase family 47 protein. Gene Ontology annotation, molecular function: mannosyl-oligosaccharide 1,2-alpha-mannosidase activity; calcium ion binding. Gene Ontology annotation, cellular component: endoplasmic reticulum; Golgi membrane. NCBI's taxonomy places the organism in Eukaryota, Fungi, Ascomycota, Eurotiomycetes, Eurotiales, Aspergillaceae. The coding region runs from base 1 to 1830 and encodes 609 amino acids. The transcript has a single exon. The record is from RefSeq and is a predicted model, not a curated record. Gene Ontology annotation, biological process: carbohydrate metabolic process; N-glycan processing.